Tribolium castaneum (red flour beetle) is the source of this 1715-nucleotide messenger RNA. Its product is annotated as ankyrin repeat and SAM domain-containing protein 6. Gene Ontology annotation, cellular component: nucleus; cytoplasm. The record is from RefSeq and is a predicted model, not a curated record. Lineage: Eukaryota; Metazoa; Arthropoda; Insecta; Coleoptera; Tenebrionidae. Bases 219 to 1187 code for a protein of 322 amino acids. Gene Ontology annotation, biological process: regulation of barbed-end actin filament capping. Gene Ontology annotation, molecular function: protein binding. The transcript is spliced from 3 exons.
UAUUCGGUAAAAAGCGACGUUGGCAUUUUUAUACUUUUGAAACAGCUAAUACUCAAUGCCAUAGUGCUGGAGCAAUUUCUCGGUUUCAAACCUCUUAGUUUAGUAGGAAUUUGCAAUUCGUCACCUUACCUAGUUCAUCAUUUUAGGUCCUUCUACCUUACACCACUUUAUUACUCUACCAAAAAAUCCUACAAAGAAUAAAAGAAGUCAGCAUUGAAAUGGUCUCAAACGGCUCAAACGAAGCGUUCAUACGAAAAAAUAAGGUGGUUACAGUCGACGAGGAUGAAAACACGAACUUACAUUACGCUGCGGCUUUGGAUAAUUUAGACAAAAUCGAGAAAAUAGUGGCGAAAAAACAGAAUAUUGAUCCAGAAAAUGCUCUUGGAUGGACACCAUUGAUGAUGGCGGUCAGAAAUUCAAAUUUGAAGGCCGUGGGUUUGCUUUUGAGUCACGGAGCAGAUCCGAGGAAACAAAAUAAGUUUGGCAUGAAUGUAUUUUUAAUGAGCGUGGCAAGUGGCCACCUUGACAUGGUCGAGCGUCUUUUAAAACACCUGUUAUGGGAGGGAACAUCAAGACAAAAAUUGCAAAAAACUCUCUCGCCUCUAUCUUUGGCUCUUUUGUUCGGACACGACCACAUCUUCAAGUAUUUGCUGGAGCGCCGUUUUGACCCGAACGCAGCAACACCUCUGACAUUAAUCACCCCUGCGAUGUUUGCCGCCGCUUUAGCCAACAACAAGGCAACUAAAAAGCUAUUGCGAUUUAAGGCUGACCUAACAUUGAAAAACUAUGGGGGGAAAACGGCCUCAGAUAUUGCUCAAGCAAAACAAAAAUUUUGUAUUGCUCCAAAGAAACAAGAACAACAACCGUUAAUUGCAAUGAGUCCUCAUACUGCAAAUUCUCCAGUUUUUUCCAAUUUUGAGAAUUUUGCAGGUAGGGGAAGACUUCUGAGGAAUUCUUCAAAUAUUACUCCAAAUCCUAGUAUUCCUAUGCUGUGUGCUAAUGUUGCUCCAAUUGCUCCAGUGGUGCCUCACAUGAUGCCACAGAUGAUUUUUCCACCGAAAUUUUUACCCAACAAUUUUACAAGUCCGAUGGGAGUUUUUCAUUCGAAUUUCGGCUUUUUAAACGUUGCUAUGAUCCCGCCAGUUACGUAUUUCUCGCCUUAUCUUUUAUCACAAAUGUCUUCGUAAUAUGUUUAAGUUUUAUGUAAUACAGGGUGACCCAGGGGUGCGUGUAUGCUCCAUAACUUUUUCUAUGUAAGCUAUUAAUUUGAAUUUUUGUUUAAAUGAAGUUUUUACAAUAUGGCACAUUCUGAAACUAUUUUAAUUUGUAUACAGAGGGUUCUAAAAUAAAAUACCCAACUCAGUUGGAAACCCAAAAUUUUUGGAUAUAAUACACCCGGUUUUAUAGAGUUAUCUGUCAUACUUUUUGACUUAUGUCAAUUUGUUUGUGAAAAUAGCGUCGUACAAAGUCCUACAGAAAAAUUUAUAACUUUAGAACCAUUUAAGAUGAUUUAACCAAUUUUUUCCAAUCAAUUCCUUAAGCCUUAGCGCAUCUUUCUCAAUGAAAGCGAACUCGGAAUUGACAUUUCAUCGGCUACUGCGAUUUUCUGAAAAUGACAAACUACAAUAACUCGAUUUUUUUACUUGCAACACUCUAUAUUUUAUUGCAUCAAUGAAUGUCAUUUUUUAAGAGCUUUCUGUUGAUAUAAGGUUUGU